Lodderomyces parapsilosis is the source of this 3618-nucleotide messenger RNA. RefSeq lists its product as uncharacterized. Gene Ontology annotation, biological process: early endosome to late endosome transport. The record is from RefSeq and is a predicted model, not a curated record. Gene Ontology annotation, cellular component: tubular endosome; late endosome; early endosome. The transcript has a single exon. Lineage: Eukaryota; Fungi; Ascomycota; Pichiomycetes; Serinales; Debaryomycetaceae. Bases 1 to 3618 code for a protein of 1205 amino acids. Gene Ontology annotation, molecular function: SNARE binding; guanyl-nucleotide exchange factor activity.
AUGAUCCGACAACAACAACAACAACAACAAGAGCAAAGAUCAUCUUCUCAUCUACCUGUUCUAUACAACCCACUACUAAAUUGCAUUUUCAACAAUCCCCAUCAUUCCAAAGCCCCCUUUAAAAGAACCAUUGAGGAUUUAAGUACCAAGCAUAACCAGUAUACUAUACUUCUACCUCCAGCAUACAUUUUAAAUGAGUUUCAUGAUCCAGCCUCUGACGACUCAAGCACAAAGGUGCUAUUAAAAACCUUAUGCUACAACAAUGAGGACUUUAUUAGGUCUCAUAUACUAAAGACGGGGGCGCCAGUCUCAUCAACAGUGACACCGAUUUCUAAAGAGCAGCUGAUUAUUUACAACACUAUGAAUGGGAAGCAAAUACUCAUCAAAAAUCAAAUGAUAUACACCGGGAAAGGGUUCAAACGCAGUCUUAAGUUGAAAAUUACAUCGGUGCUGUAUUUCAAAUCAUUUUGCGACUAUUUCCCCAAAGGAUCCCAGUUUAUGAUUAUUCAUAUUGAGAGCUCACUCAUUGGUGGAUCACCGCCCUUUAAACCACUACCGAGCUUGCCACCACCACCAGUUAGUUCCUCAUCGUCAACCAAGCCAGAAAAUGUGGCCAAUGUUACAUUUGAAAAAUUAUUGCGUAACUUUCCCCUUUUGUCCAAAGCAGUGAGUGACAAAUUUUAUCGACUAUUCCAUCAUAACAAUCGCCAAUUUCAUCAAUUAAGGACAAGAACGAGAAAGAAAUUGAGUCUUAUAAAAGGGGAGUUUACUAAAAUGCAAGAAGAAGCUUAUAAAAUUAUUCUGGAUAGUGUUCGGGUUGAAAAUCCAAAUAGCGAGCAAACAUACAACUUGUUAAAUCAUAUUGUUAGUACCUACCCUGAACUUGAUUUGAAUAAACUUGUUCAUGAAUACGUUGAAAUAAAUUUAUACGACCUAAUGUGGUCGCAAAUGAUUUUCCAAUUUAAUUACCCCAAUGAUGAUAAGCAAGAGUACGACCCAGAGGCAAUGAAAUAUCUUACGGCCUCUAAAUACGAAAGUCUUUCUUGCUUGUCGUUGAAUCAGUUGGACUUACCGGUUAGCAAACCGUGGUUGAUCAAUGAGCUACACCAGCGCAUAUACCUCGCAAUUCAGGAGUUUAAAAAGUUGUCGGAUUCGUCAGUAAUGAACCUGACCGUGAAAACUAGCAUUGUUUACAAAACCAUGGAAAUUCUUUCGCAAGCGAAAAAGGGCAGUGAGUUGGUUGUGGAUGCAGACACCUUGAUUGGAUUGUUGGUUAUGACAGUCGUCCAUGCCAAAAUUGACAACAUAGAAGCACACGUAUACUAUAUCAAAAAUUUCAACGCCAUUGACAGAACCAACGAUGGUCAGUUCAAUUACAUAAUAAGUAAUUUGGAUGCGGUCAUUUGUCAUUUGUCGGAGAGCGAUUCGUUGCAAUCGCUCGCCAUUAGCUCACAAGAAAACUUUGAUUUGUGGAGUGGUAUAGUGGAUCAGGAUGUGGAAAAAGUUAAGCAAAUUGUUUCAAAAGCUUGUGAGGAGUACCUGGGUACUGAUUUGCCUGCAAAGCACUGCUUGUUGAGUAAAAAUAUCAAUGGUGAAAGUGUAAUUGAUUUUGCAAUCAAGGCGAAGAACUAUGAAAUCUACAAUUUGAUAAUAAACACCUCCAUGCUGUGGUUUUCCAUUGAUUUUGUCCUAUUUGAUAAGAAUGUGAUCUCAAAUCAAAAUCUUUUCAUGACUGCGUUGAUCGAAGAAACAGAUGAUCAAAUAUUGGAUGAUCUUUUAGCGGUUGUUACUCAAAAUGCCACUAUAUGUGAACAAGUUGCCUAUUUUAACACUCCCGAUAAUACAGGGCGCACUAUUGGACAUUACUUGUUUCACAACCAUCACCUAAUCACCAGAAUUGGUCACUUGAUUGAUUGGGAGAUUAAAGAUCAUAAUUCACACACUCCUUUAUUCAGCUUGUGCCGUUGUUAUGACCACCCAAGCUAUCCCGAAUUGCUAGAAGUGGGGUUCAACGCGGUUUACAAGAAAUAUGGUAAAAAAGGUAUUGAUUUUGAUAAGCAUAUGGAUAAGUCAGGGAACACAUUACUACACAUCAUCCUCAUGGGACUACCACAGACGCAAAUUUUAUCUAAAGAAGAGAAUUUGGUGAAUCUCAAUUCAACGAAUGCGAAAAAUCUCACUCCAUUGAUGUUGUAUGUCAAGUACAGUCGUUUGGAAAAUCUAUGCAACAUUUUGAAAGACGACCGGCUUGAUUUCCUACAUGAAGAUCACAAGACUUUCUACAAUGUAUUUGAUUAUUUGAGUUUUGUUAGUACUAAAUCAUCAACUUCAAAAGAGUACAGAAAGAUUGAAAGACUUAUUGUUGAUCAUUAUUUUCAGAAUUUUUUUCCUGCUAAUAGACCAGAUAAGCUUGCCGCUUUCAAUGGCAAAUUUGACUCUAAUUUAAAAGAAUGGGUAAUUCAUUUGAGAAAUGAAGAUUGCAGAUCCAAACCACAGUCUUUAAGAUCGAUAAAGCAAGUGUUGUAUGUCGAGAAAUUACAACGGCCAAUGUCUAUAUUUCCUGAUGCUGAUCUCAUUUGGCGCAAUCAUGCAAUGAAUGUUUCGACAAGUCCAAUGUUUCAAAAAUUGAGAAUAAACAAGUUAAUAGCCCAGCUCAAUGUUUUGUUUCAAAGCAUGAUGUUUCAAAAUGACGUCAAUCCAGAACAACUAUUCACUACGUUCCUAGGAGACAUCUCUCACAACUUGUCCGUCUUGGAGCAAAAGCAAGUGAUUCUGGCAGUUAUUGAAUCGCAAAAGCAGGACUAUGGUCAGGUCAAGUUGAAAUUCAGCAACAUUCAGGAGAUGGAGUUUUUCCUUGACUUUUCGUUUCAAGAUGUCAAGAAACACGGGUCACUUUUCAACAAAUUUGCUAAAUUAGUUUGUAUUGGGGAACACAAACAAUUGGAUUUGAGAAAUGUUGAGGAUUUAUCAAUGAGUCGUAUAAAUGAACGGGCAUUCUUUUCGAAAAUGUUUAAUAUACCUGAGUAUCAUUAUCAACAGUGCAGUCUUGGUGCUUUAGCGCAAUAUGUUGUAUGGCUCGAUAUGAUUGGAGAUGAGUUGUUGAAGCAUUUUCAAAAAAUUCAUCUGGAUGUGAACGCUUGGAAGAAGUUGUAUCAUGAGAUUUGUAACAUCAAUCUGGAAUUAAGAUCAAUGGAACCGACACCCGAAACAAAUGUUCCUAAUGGGGUCCCACAAGAGGGGAAUCAUCAAGGAGAAGCCGAAAAUCUUCAUCGUACUGGAACAAACAGCUCUUUAUUUUCAACUUCCACCCAUACCCAUGCUGAACUGAUACCUGACGAAAGUGAGGGAUUGAACCUUUUUGGUCUUGGAAGCAGCAAACGAAAUCGAUAUAAGAAGUUAGUCGUUUCAAAAGCGGAUUUGGUAAAGCAGAUUAUGAAGCUGAACAUUGACCUCAAAUGGGAAUACGAAAUAAUGGCUACCCAGAUUUCAAACUUUUUAACAUUUCGAACUCAAUUCUUGAAGUUUGGCUUAUCGAUUUAUGUCAAGGAAGAGAUUCGGUGUUUGAAGCAAAGACAAUUGGAGUUGAGCAAAUACUUGUAUAGAGUAAAAUAUAGGUAA